ACAAGCCAUGAAUUACUUCUAGAACAUGAGUCGAACUCGUUACACAAAAGCCUCAAUCAAGGAUGGCUUGCCCAAUCGCCAACCCAGACAAUCACACCAAAACAAUCCUAAAACAAAAAGAGAUAGGCCCUUCCCCGGCCCGGGGCAUGAUCCCCACAACGUCAUCCAGCCGUCGAGUUCACCGCGAAGGGUGGAUCGUCAUCCCUAGACUGUCACGGUGACAAGGGCCAGGGGAGACAAUAAAGCCUAUUUUUGACACUUCGCUCUCAGGUCACAAGUUUUCUGCGCCCUGAGGAUGGGGAAAAGCGACUUUGUUACGCAACCACAAUGACGCCCCCCAGAGAUAGCUACGAUCGCCAAACUAACUAGAUACCAAAUAGUCCAAGUUACAGCCUAGGUCUAGCCCAACAUGAGAAGUGAUCCUCCGUUAACGGGCUUGACGUCUGGCAUUUAAAUACCUGCUUUGCUAACCUCCCAAUAUGUCACCCUCUGACCUCAUUUUUGAUAUCCUACCUCAUCUCACUCAUCAUGGAGUCCCAAACGCCGCGGGACAGAAAUGUCCAUAUUGACGACUCAGCUGCUUUAGAGCAGCUCGGCCAUAAGCAGGAACUCAAGCGCAACUUUUCCAAGAUCUCUCUUCUCGGUCUCGCUUUUGCUAUCCUCAACACAUGGACCGCCCUGUCAGCCUCUAUCAGUCUCGCCCUCCCCUCUGGAGGUCCCAGCUCCGUCAUCUGGGGCCUCAUCGUGGCUGGUAUUUGCAACUUGUGUCUAGCUGCUCCUCUGGCUGAGAUGUUGUCGGCUUAUCCUACCGCUGGUGGUCAAUAUCACUGGGCUGCUCUUAUUGCUUGGCCCAAGUGGUCAAGGGGUAUCAGCUACGUCACUGGUUGGAUCAACGCUGCCGGUUAUGUUGUGUUGACGGCAACGGCACCUCUGCUUGGAAGUACUUUUGUUAUUGACUCGAUUACUUUCAUGCAUCCUACCUACGAAGCCAAGGCAUGGCAUCAGUUCCUGAUCUACCUAGCCUUCACGAUCAUCGCCCUCGUCAUCAAUGCCUUUGCGACACGAAUUCUACCUCUUUUCAACAAAGCCGCCUUCCUGUGGAGUAUCUCGGGAUUCAUCAUCAUCAGCAUAACUGUUUUGGCCUGUGCUGCUCCCGAUUACCAGAGUGGUGCAUUCGUCUAUGGAAAGUUUAUCAAUGAGGUCGGCUGGCCUGAUGGCGUCUCUUGGAUGCUUGGACUUCUUCAGGGAGCCUUUGCUCUCACUGGUUUCGAUGCCGCCGCGCACAUGAUCGAAGAGAUCCCUAACGCUCGAAAGGAGGGCCCCAGAAUUAUGAUCUGGUGCAUUCUUAUCGGCAUGCUCUCUGGUUUCAUCUUCCUCUCAUGCCUGCUGUUCGUUCUCAAGGACGUUCAAACUGUUAUCGAGUCACCAGCCGGCGCUCUUCUGCAGAUGUACUUCGAUGCUACUAACAGCAAGGCUGGAAGUAUCUGCCUCAUCGUCUUCUCUAUUGUCUGCAUGGUGUUCACUGCCACUGCUAUCAUGACCACCAGUGCCCGCAUGACCUACGCUUUCAGCCGUGACCGAGGUCUUCCCUUCAGCCAUAUCUGGGCCAAGUACAACGAUGCCCUUGAAGUUCCUCUCAACGCCCUUCUCUGGACUACAGCCUGGGUUAUCAUCUUCGGUCUUAUUCUUCUUGGAAGCUCAAGUGCCUUCAACGCUAUCACUGCUGCUUCCGUUGUUGCUCUUGGUGUCACCUACGCGAUCCCUCCCGCCAUUCAUCUCCUCCGCGGCGGAAACUUACUUCCCGAAGACCGACCUUUCAAGCUCAGCGCUCCUGUUCGAUGGGUUUGCAGUCUCGUUGGUAUUGCUUGGGCCAUCCUCACCACCGUCCUUUUCGUGUUCCCACCUGAGCUUCCCGUUACCGCUACCAACAUGAACUACUGUAUCGCUGCUUUCGGAGUCAUCCUUCUGAUUGCCGUCGGGACUUGGAUUGUCGAUGGUCGAAAACACUACAAGGGCCCUCUUAUUGAAAUUAAUAUGGAUGGUGCCACUCUUGAGGGUGCAUCCAUGGCCGAGACCACAUGCACUUCAAAUCCUGAAGAUGAUAUGAAGAACAAUCAUGCUUAGAUCAGCGUAUGCGAUCUGAGCGCAUCUAGAGCGUGGACUUAACACCAAGCUAUCAUUGAAUAGCUAGAUUAAAUAUAAAUCGUGUAUUGUUUCUUGAAUUCUGC
This is a messenger RNA of Fusarium verticillioides 7600, 2228 nucleotides long. RefSeq lists its product as hypothetical. Bases 529 to 2124 code for a protein of 531 amino acids. Gene Ontology annotation, cellular component: membrane. The record is from RefSeq and is a predicted model, not a curated record. Gene Ontology annotation, biological process: amino acid transport; transmembrane transport. The transcript is spliced from 3 exons. NCBI's taxonomy places the organism in Eukaryota, Fungi, Ascomycota, Sordariomycetes, Hypocreales, Nectriaceae. Gene Ontology annotation, molecular function: transmembrane transporter activity.